CAGCACCUGUUGCUUGCUUAAAGACAUUUCAUUAGCACUGGCACCAUCUAGAAGCGCACGGAUCCAUCCCAAAUUGUCAACGGCUGAAACAAGAUACGGCAAUUGUAUUGAGUUGCGUUCGACAUCACAGUGUUGAUGAGUGGCGGAGAAACACGUGGCCGGGGCUUGAUUAGGGUUGUUCCUAGUACGUCACGCUUCCGACAUGUGACGUCAUGACCUUGGGUGAGUGGAGGGUUGACGUGCGCGUAAAGUUACCCUCAGGUAGGUAGAAUGUCUGAUUUCUGGGACGACUGACAGCAACGAUUAUGGGAAGCCGGACACUGGCAAGAUGCCUUCUGAUGAUAGCUGUGAUAUUCAUCCAGACAAAGAAAUCUUUCCAGCAAAGUCCUAGGGAUAAAAAUGUCCGUGGCAACGACAAGAGCGAGAGGACCGUGAUCUUCCCAGUCUGGAACGAGACUGACCACUCACUGCCAGUUUUUCCUGACCCCGUCGUUUCCUAUGUGGGAAGGCAGAGGCCUUUGGCGCCCCCUGUUGACAAUUUCGGACAACCCCUCUGUGCUAGGAGUGAUGAUGACACCUUCUGUGAGAAGGUAGAAAAUUAUCCCGAGCGGGAGAUCCGAAAUGCCAUCAACUAUUCCUCGGACGAGUUCAAGGAGUUAUUCGGCACCCUGACCAUCAAUCCUCGGAAGAUGUCCCCGGGAGAUGUGUCCGAGGAAACGGUCUGUCCCCAGCAGUCGCGCCUCUUCUACCCUAAGGCGGCGGUCAAUGAGAAUGAGCAAUGGGCCUUCGUGGUCAACGAUGUGGAUUACGUCCAGGCGGUUAUGGCCGAGAUGUGCGAGAAAGAAGGCAAACCUUGUUCUUUUUUGGAUGGUGCCUUGCCCUCAGGCGUCAGCUCUCGCUGUAAGCAAAAAUACGCUUAUAAGAGGCUACUGGCCCUGCAUCCUAACCAGAAGAAGACUUACACAGAUGCCUUCAAGUUUCCCUCGUGCUGUGUGUGUUUCGUGAAGAGACCUUUCGUUCUGUCCAGGACUCGCGCCAUCAAAGUGGAAGAUAAAGUUCCAGAUGCCGAAUGACAGCUGAAGAACAUACAUACUCUCUCUACUACAUUUUAACCUUUUCCUUUGAAGUAACUAUCUUAUGGUUACACAGUUUCGUUUCCUGUUUCCACUUUUGCAUCCUCAUCCUCUUUGUCUCACCGAAAUAUUUUUUCUAUAGUCUUAUUUAAGAUUACAGGGGAGCACUAAGAUAGCAGCAUGACGAAACCGAAUCCAGAGCCUCGACUCAAUUCAGCAACGGACGUUACUACAGAUACGAGCGAAGCUAAAGGAAGAGAAAGUGACGUUGAAACGCCUAUUUUGAAGUAUCAGAAUUGCAGUGUUUGUAUUCGUUGGAAAUGAGGAAUAACCUAAACAAUCGUUUUGGAAAUUCGAGAGGUUUAUUUCAUACUAAGAGUUUUCACAUUAUCGAGCUGUGAAAUCAUUCAUAUCAAGGGAUUUUCAAUCUUCUUGAACGUUGAUGUGAUAAAACAGAUAUAUAGUGUCCUACAAAAGUGAUCCGAUUACUUUUAACUUUUUGAGGGGCAGGAAAAGGUAAUUAACGUUUUCAGUAAAACUCUUGUUUUAUUUACUUUAUCAGGCGUUACCAUGAAAUUAUUUGCAACAAUUACACAUAUUUUGUCCAAUGACCACUUCUGGUGGUUAGUGUCAGUGACCACAGAACACAUCCCUACACAAAUCAGUCUCUAUAAUACUUAUGGAAACAGUUUUACUUUUUCAAGCAGAGUGCAACUUUGCAUGUACUGCAUCCCCACACUGUUCUUACAGGCUUUUUCCUAGUGCUGCAGAGUGCACAUCAUCGGAUGUUGUCUUCGAUGGCUUAUUUUCUUGAAGACGAAUUUCUGCAUCAACUGCUGGCUUAUGUUUCUUGAUUGCCAUCUAGUGAGCUACAAGAGAACUUCAGAAACGGUCAGACUUGAAAUCCACUCACACGAGUUAAUAAGACGUUCAAUAGAAAAGGUGUUUACUUUAGGUAACCAACGCCCUUCAAAGAGUUAAAACCCGAAAAUACUCUAAAAAAUUUCAAAAGCAUAAACUAAAACUAUAAGAAGAUUUGUCACUGAAGUUCACUUUAGCUAAUUUUCUAUUUCGUUUAAUAUCCAUGCAAAAAUAAAACUGUGGUCUUUAUAAUUAACACUGCAUUUUUUAACAUAGAAAAUUGCAUUAAAAAUGUAUUCAAACGCAACCGGAAGUAAGACACAUGUACUGAUGUUUUGUAAUAACAAAUGUAGGUUUGUGACAUUAUUUUACAUCGGACUCAUAGGCAACGUCUAAAAUUUAUCUCUUUGCAUUUUUCAAAAUUUAUGUUGUUUAUGUAUUUUUAUAUCAAAACUGCUUUAAAAAGCAUAUGAAAUUAAAAAUUUUCGUAAUGAAGUAUAAAUUAUGGCAUAGUAAAACAUUAUUCAAAGCUUCACAGAAUUCAAAAUAAAGAGUUGAAAGACAUUGAGAUUUGUUCUAUGCGAUACAGCCAAUAUUGUCAUAAGUAUUACUAUAAUAGAAAACUCAGUAAUCCCACACUUGUAGCAGAAAAUUAUUUAAUCUUGUAAAGAAGACCUUAAUUCAAUUGUUAUUCUAAAAAUAAGAACCCUAUUUGCUGAAUACAACGGGCAAGAAGCAAGGGAAAAAUCCUUUAAGAAAGAAAAUUUCAGCUUUCCUUCUGAGAUUGUAUCAGAAAUAAGAACUAUGAUAACAUAAAUUUGUUGACACUGCUGUUUAAGUUAGUUAACAUCUUCGGAUGGAAUGGUCAAUUUACUAUACGAAGGGGAACGAGAUUCUGGAAAACUUACUUCUAACGGUAAGGUGGUGGUAAAAGAGAGUUAUGAUAUAGGCAUUUGUUGAAAUCAUAACCUAAAGUUUAUUGGUAGUGCAACUGAUUGAGUAUAAACACAAUGAUAUUUCGAAAUUUUAAAUAAUCAGCACAAAAACUUAACCUACAAUGGUAAUCUCAUAUUCUACCGAGACAAUGAUUGGUAAGAAUGAACACAGUAUCUGACUGAUGUUCAACUGCAUCGAAAUAAUCAAAAUAUUUCUCAGUGUCUAGAUUUAAAUUCUAUCAAACAUAUUUGUCAAAACUGGAAAAUAAAAUGAAAAAACAAAAUAUCUCUGUAAAGAGGAAUUUAGGAUUAGUGAUAUAAGAUGCAUAACAUUAAAACCUAGUACAUUCAGUCGCGUUAUAAAAGGUAAGAGGAAUCCAAGAAAACCUGAAUAAAAUAUUUAGUUUUUUAGUUCCAUAUACGAAAUAAAGGAAGUAUUGUUCUAUUUAAUGGAACAGUAAGUAUCUGAUCGCUUUUAUGGACACUAUAUUUUAUUCUAAUAUGUAUUAUACUAUUUAUAUCAAACUUUUACGAUAUUAUUUUAUGAAAUGUAUAUAAAAUAGUUACAGAAUAAAAUGUCAAGUAAGAAACCUAAA
Messenger RNA from Stegodyphus dumicola, 3465 nucleotides. RefSeq names its product protein spaetzle 5-like. Lineage: Eukaryota; Metazoa; Arthropoda; Arachnida; Araneae; Eresidae. Gene Ontology annotation, molecular function: Toll binding; growth factor activity. The record is from RefSeq and is a predicted model, not a curated record. Gene Ontology annotation, cellular component: extracellular region. Gene Ontology annotation, biological process: innate immune response; central nervous system formation.